AAAAUUGCGAAUAAUUUAAAAACCUUUGUCUGGCAAUCAUGACAAACAGCUGACUUGGAGACUUCGAAAUUUUUAGUAACAUUUCCGUUUUUCAUUUUCUCUCUUUUCUUGUUUGUGAUUGCUAGACAAAGAUUUUUUAAGCGCAAAAUAAAGAGUGCUAUUUAAAAUUGUCAUAAGAGCAUUUAUAUACUUAUUUUUACAACAAGAAAUUCUUAAAAAAUCUUUAUAAUAUGGAAAAUGAUAAUGACGUGGAGCUGCCUCUUCAAAAAGGUUUAACAUCAGCAGCCAUACUUGAAGUUGGAGAUGCAGAUGGUGAUGAUAAAAUCUCACACAAACACAAUGAGGAUGAUGGUCAACAUAGUAGACAACAGCAGCAGCCCAGCGCCAACAUUACUCGAAUAAAACAACUUAAGUUGCAACAGCUAGAAGAGUCGUUGCAGAUUAGGGAGAGCUAUUUGCGGGAAAAAUUUAAAAUCCUCACUGCAGAUAGUGACGACGAGGGUAUCGUGGAAUCACAUUUGCCUGAAGUUGGGCCUCAGCUGAAUGCACAUCAAGCCGUAGCUGAUGAACACUUCUCGCCACAUGGCCAACCUCAUCUACAGAGUACACCAAGGUUAGUAAAUAAUCCAUCUCUUUAUACCUUACAGAUCGCUCCCACGCUUACGUCGUCUCAGCUAGCAGCGCGUCAAUGCAUACCGAGAGAUUUGCCUACGUUCCGCGGCGAUCCAGAAGAAUGGCACAUUUUUAUAAGUGCGUACGAGCAAACUAAGCAAAUCGCAGGUUUCUCCGAUUAUGAAUGUCUAAUGCGCUUACAGAGGUGCCUCAUUGGUAAAGCGCGCGAUGUAGUACGCAAUAUGUUGGUGUUGCCUAAUAUGGUUGGAGAAAUAAUAAACACUCUUCGUAUGUAUUUUGGACGACCAGAAAUAAUUCUAAAUAAGUUAAUUGAGAAAAUGCGUCAGUUACCGCCUCCAAGGGGUAGGCUGGGCGAUUUAAUUGACUUUGCAGUCAACAUUAAUAAUGUAGUUGCAACAAUUGAGGCAUGUAAGCUCAAUAGUUAUUUUAAUAAUCCACUCUUAUUACAUGAGUUAAUAAGUAAAUUAACUGAAGAUAUGAAGCUCAAAUGGGCACUACAUUCAGCAUCAAUAGCCGAACCUACACUUCGCGAUUUUUCAGCGUGGCUCUCAUCUUUAGCAAAUGCGGCAAGUAGGGUAGCUACACCUUCUUUUUUAGAUAAACCACUAAAAAAGGAAGGACGAGUGCACGUACAUCAGACAGCUGAAAUGACAACCACGGCAGUUAGGUGUUACAUUUGUGGCGGCGGACAUAAAAUAAUGGAAUGUGAAAUAUUCAAGAACGAGCCUACUAAUCAACGCUGGCGCAUUGUCAAGGAAAAGAAGCUGUGCCGACAAUGCUUAGGCGAGCAUAGGCGUCGCUGUUUCAGUAAUAAAGUGUGUGGCAUUGAUGGCUGCAAUGCACGACACCACCCCAUGCUGCAUUCUCGUAUAGACCAAUCUACGCCAGCAAUAUCUUCUACAGCUAACAAUGUUUCAUCGGAUAUAGUAGAACAAAUAAGUUUAAGUCCAUACUCAAACAAAGCGUUACUCAACAACCAUAAUUCAUCAGUGAAUAAAAACUGGUCAUAUUGCCGAAUUCUUCCAGUUACUUUAUAUGGCACCAAAAGGACUAUUAACACAUAUGCAUUGAUGGACGAUGGGUCAACACUAACGCUUAUUGAAGCAAGUCUAGCCGAUGAAUUGGGAAACGAUGGUAUCCAGGAUGCGCUAUGCAUUAAUUGGACAGGUAAUAUCAGUCGACAGGAAAAUAACUCAAAAAGGCUCAACUUACAAAUUUCUGCCAAUGCUCCUCAAGCUAAAAAAUUUCCAUUGAAAAAUGUCCGCACAAUAAGCAACUUACGCAUGUCAGCAGAAUCUUUUGCAGCUGAUAAAAUAAAACAAUGGUAUCCGCAUUUAGAUGGCUUGCCUCUAGCAAGUUAUACAAAUGCUGUCCCCAUGCUGAUUAUCGGCGUAAAUAAUCCAAACUUAAUUUCAGCACUUAAGGUGAGGGAGGGUGGCUGGCAAGAACCCGUGGCGGUGAAAACACGUCUUGGUUGGACAGUUUUUGGUAGUGGUGAAUUAAACCACCGUAACAACUUAAACCUACACAAAUGUAGCUGUGGACAAGAAGCUGAUAGGGAGCUUCAUGAGUUAGUAAAGACAUUUAUAGUAAACGAGAAUGUCGCGGUGGCUACCCCAAAAGCAGAAUUACUUUCAGUUGAGGAUCAGCGAGCAGAGGAAAUAAUGCGCAAGUGCCAGUUACGCGGAAACCGCUACGUUGUCAAUUUGCCAUGGAACACCGAUACGGUCGAAUUGCCAAAUAGCUUGCCGAUGGCAUUACGUCGAGCGGAGUGCUUACGUCGAAAAAUGCAUGGGGACCCUGAAUUGUGUCAAAAGCUAAAGGAACAAAUCACUACUUUAGUCAGCAAGGGCUACGCAACUGAGUUGCCACCAGAAGCAAUUAACGAGCGAGGUGGAAAGAUUUGGUAUUUACCAAUUUUUAUUGUGCGCAAUCUACUUAAACCGAAAAAGCAUAGAUUAGUUUGGGAUGCUGCAGCCAAAGCUGAAGGAGUGUCACUAAACGAUUUUUUGCUGAAGGGGCCGGAUAUGCUGCGACCACUUAUAAACAUAUUAUUAAAUUUUCGUAUAGGAAGAAUAGCUGUCUGUGGUGACAUUGCUGAAAUGUUUCAUCGAAUUCUAGUACAAGAAGCAGAUACUGAUGCUCAGAGAUUUUUAUGGUUCAGCGAGACAUUUAAAAAUAUUUGCGUUUAUAAAUUAAAUGUAGUUAGCUUUGGUGCGCGAUGUUCACCAUAUAUAGCGCAUUUUAUUCGAAACCUGAACGCAGAAAGAUUUAUAGCUGAAAAUCCUAGAGCAGUGUACGCUAUUAAAAACAAUCAUUACGUGGAUGACUUUAUAGAUUCAACAAAUUCCAUUGAACAAGCAAUAGCAUUAGCCGAGGCAGUUCGCAACAUACAUGAACAAGGUGGUUUCCAUAUGAGAAGCUGGACAAGUAAUGCACCAGAAGUUUUAGCUGCGUUAAACGAAAAUGGUGAACAGACGGGUAAGUCGUUUGAUAAUAAUAUCGACACACUUCCAAUCGAAAAAAUUCUCGGCAUGUAUUGGGACCCGAAGUCAGAUUGCUUUAAAUAUGUUUUAAAAUUCGUUCGUUUACGUCGUAAUGUUUUUGCAGAUGAAAUUGUACCCACUAAAAGAGAAGUACUUCAAAUUUUAAUGUCCAUUUUUGAUCCAUUGGGACUGGCAGCUUGCCUCACAUCAUAUUUAAAAAUACUUAUUCAGGAUAUUUGGAGAAGCGGAAUCGACUGGGAUCAACCACUGGUACCCGAUCUUAUGGGCAAGUGGUUAGCUUGGGUUGCCUGCAUGCCUAUUUUUGCUAAUAUUUCUGUACCCCGUUGUUAUUCACCAUACAUAACAGAAAGUUCAUGUGAUGUACAAAUUCAUACAUUCGUAGAUGCGAGUGAGUUUGCUUAUGCAGCUGUAUCAUACUUCCGCAUUAAAGAUAAAUAUGGAGUAAGUACGAGGAUCGUAGCAGCAAAAACCAAAGUCGCUCCAAUGCGACCGAUGUCUAUUCCAAGAAUGGAGCUACAAGCUGCUGUAAUUGGCACACGGCUUAUGAAUACAAUAUGUAAAGUACACACAUUUGAUAUUAAAAAGCGUUUCAUUUGGAGCGAUUCCAAAACGGUGCUAAAGUGGUUGCGUGGUGAUCCACGUCAAUUUCAACAAUUCGUAAUGUUUCGCAUUGCAGAAAUUCAAGAAGCAUCAACCGUCGAAGAGUGGAGAUGGGUACCCACGAAAUUAAAUACUGCAGACAGUGCAACGAAAACAAAACAAAGUCCCGAAUAUGUGCAGCGGUGGGUCGAAGGACCAGAAUUUUUGCUACAAGACGAGGAUAAAUGGCCAACUGAGGUGGACUUAGGUCCGAUGGAGACCAGUGAAACUCGUGCAAAAUUUUUAUAUCAUCGCGAGACACAACCAUGUUUCAAUUAUGAAUAUUUUUCAUCCUGGAUCAAGUUGUACCGUGCCGUUGCAAAUUGGCUACUCUACAUUGGGAAACUAAAGGCUCGUUGUGGCGGUUUCAAUGCUACAAACGUUAUUUUGACUGUUCAACAUAUUGAGCGCGCGAAGCUCUUAAUAUACAAAAGCGUGCAACAGGAACUACUUGAAGAUUGGUCGACACUGAAAAUGGGGAGAAUAAUAGAAAGGAACAGUCCGUUAUAUAGGUUGCAGGUGUAUAUGGAUAACAAUGAGCUCAUAAGAGUAAAAAACAGAGCGAGUAACUUUACGAAUGAGUGUAAAUCUCAAACUGAUUUUAUUUUCUUACCGCCAAAACAUAGAGUAUCGUACCUUAUAUGUGCGCACUAUCAUGAACGAUUUUAUCACAUCCAACAUGAAACUGCUUUAAAUGAGGUCAGACAAUUGUAUUUCAUACCAAAAUUAAGACCAUUAUUCAAAUCGAUGCGACGAAACUGCAACGUAUGUAAAAUUUCAUCGGCAAUACCUCAAGCGCCGCAAAUGGCCUUACUUCCCCCAGCACGACUAGCAGCUUUUCAACGUCCAUUUACUCAUGUGGGUAUUGAUUAUUUUGGACCAAUGGUGGUUAUUGAGAAUCGCAAAGCACUGAAAAGGUGGGGUGUUAUAAUAACUUGUUUGACUAUCAGAGCCGUUCACAUCGAAAUCGCCCAUAGUCUUAGUACUGACUCAUGCCUAAUGUGUUUAAGAAAUUUCAUUGCCAGACGAGGAGAACCUAUCACCAUCUACAGCGAUAAUGCAACGAAUUUUCACGGUGUCGAGAACGUUUUAAGAAAGGAGUUAAAGAACAUUGAUUCCUCGGUUAUGCAACACAAGCUAGCUCAUCAAGGAAUAGACUGGAAAUUUAAUCCACCGGCAGCACCACAUAUGGGAGGAGCGUGGGAGCGACUGAUAAGAACAAUUAAGACAGUGCUGUAUCAAAUUUCGCCAUCUCAACGGUUUACGGAUGAAAGUUUACGUACUGCAUUACUUGAAGUUGAAAUGAUCAUCAACUCGCGUCCUUUAACCUACGUGUCACUCGAUAGUGAAGAUGAGGAUCCAAUAACUCCAAACCAUUUCUUGUUGGGGAGCGCUAAUGGUUUGAAACCAUUUUGUGAUGCUAAGAGAAUCGAUCCAAAGAUGUGCCUGCUACAAUCUGAGAUGUUUGCAAAUCAAUUUUGGCGACGAUGGGUGCGUGAGAUACUUCCGACAUUAACGCGUCGCGGCAAAUGGUUCAAUAAAGUGAAACCCAUUACGGUAGGAGACGUUGUGCUGAUAGUUGAUGAAACGGCUAAGAGAAAUACUUGGGUAAAAGGCAUAGUUAUCGAGACAACCGUAGCGAAAGACGGCCAAGUAAGACGAGCUAAGGUCAAAACAACAAAAGGCUUUUUGGAGCGCCCUGCCGUAAAGCUGGCCAUUCUGGAUAUCGGUAAAGUUGACGCAAACGACAUUGGGGUCGCCUGCGGGGAGGAGAAUGUUGCCGAAAAUUGCGAAUAA
Teleopsis dalmanni is the source of this 5576-nucleotide messenger RNA. RefSeq lists its product as uncharacterized. NCBI's taxonomy places the organism in Eukaryota, Metazoa, Arthropoda, Insecta, Diptera, Diopsidae. The record is from RefSeq and is a predicted model, not a curated record. Gene Ontology annotation, biological process: DNA integration. Bases 231 to 5576 code for a protein of 1781 amino acids. The transcript has 2 exons. Gene Ontology annotation, molecular function: nucleic acid binding.